Molecule: messenger RNA, 2645 nt
Organism: Triticum urartu
Lineage: Eukaryota; Viridiplantae; Streptophyta; Magnoliopsida; Poales; Poaceae
Source: RefSeq, a predicted model, not a curated record
GUCAACAUACCGCUUCGGCCCUCGCCUAUCCCCCAACGACGAUCCCCAAUUUCAGGCGUCGCCCAUCGCUGGGUGCUUCUCCGCCAUCGCCCGUAUAACCCCACCCAAUCCCUCGCUCGCUCGCCGGGAUCCAAGGCGGCCGCGGCGGCCGGGAGCAGACGUGCACGGGAGGAGUAGUUUGGGUCCGCGCCGCUGCCCUUUGCCUCUGCCACCAACGCCGCCUGCGCCGCCGCCCUUUGCCACCGCCACCAUCGCCAUCCGCGCCGCCGCCCUUUGUCGUCGCCACCACCGCCGUCCCCUUUGCCGCCACCACCACCGUCCAAACCGCUCUCGGCCGUUGCCGGGGAUCCCGGCCGCGCAGCAAAUCGAGCGCAAAGGAUCUCAAGGCCUGCCGCCCUGCCCGGCGCACCCAUCCAGAGGCACAUGUUCUCCACAGAUCCAUUAGAUCCCUUGCCGCCUCUCCUCUUUCCCUCGCUGGAGAAGCCUUUUUCAUCGUGGCUUGCCCUGGAUGCUAGAUUCUGCAAUUCCUCACCUGCAGUAUGGAAGUGCAUCUGCACCUGGGGCGCUAGCUGCUGAUGGCCAUAGAUAACAGCGACGUGUACGAGCAGAAGGCUUUUUCCUGAAGGGAUUGAGAUUACCAGGAUUCAGAUUGGAUCCCUGCUGUGUCAGUGCAGGAGAACUUCUCGAACACGUAGGCAUGACAUGACCGAUGUUGAUUACGCCUGAACUGCUUUGACAUAAAAGAUUCCCGGGCCCCUUGACUGAAAUCCUGACUAAAUUGCAAGUUUCCCUUCUUGAAAUUACUGCGUCUGAAGCUUCCAAUCUCACCAACUUCGCUGGAGCACCGUGCGCCCGUGCUCGAGCAGAGGUACCAAUUUUCAGUACUGUUUUUAGGGGCUUCUACGUGAAUCCCAUGCAUGGCUUUGUGGCAUGCAAGACUUUCCUGCUAGACAAGCAAGAAAACAGAGCCAUCACGCUUGCCCUACUGUAGCAACCUUCAAAGCACCACAGAACCUGGGCUCUCUCAAUGUCAGUUCAUUAGCUGAGCUGAUCUCACAUGCUAACGCCAUGUAAUCAUUUUUCUACAUUCCACAUUUAUCAGUUGGAUUAUAUCGUAGAUUGAAGUUCAGAUCAUUGUCAUGUAUGUUGCUCCUUUGAAAGUUAGACUUCAUAAAGAAGCAAUUUGAUCCGACCACAAUACCUCUGAAUAGAUGCAUCAUGGAUUUGUGGGUUCACCUUCUUGGAAGGUGCAAUUCUGGUGAUGGUGUCAUAACUGAUAAAUAUAUACAUUGCUUCAUAUGUUGGAUAGUUUUGGCGGCCUUCUUUGUGAGGUAGACUUGACUGAUGAGGGCUUAAAAAGGGGCCUUGGUUGUCUGUCAACUGAAAACUCUGUUUAUGCACAACCUAUAUCCUCUAUGAGAAGGAACUGGAUGGAGCAAGGUCUACAUGCCUCAAAUUGCUUAAAGAUAUGCUAUGCUCGGCAAGGAGAUGGAGAGCGAGAAGUAUGGCAGGGUCCUUGAGUGGUAUUCACUAAGGAAAUACUUGGAGAUCAAAAUCAUUAGAGAGUGAGGCUGCACUCUUAGUGGCAGGCAGAAACAAAGGAUUCAGAUAGCCCGAGCAUUGUAUCAGUAUGCUGACAACUAUUUGUUCCAUGAUCCGUUCAACGCAGUUGAUGCUCAUACAUGAUCCCAAUUUUCCAAGAAUCUUUGUUGAACUCCCUUGGUGUUAGUUGUUCUUGAACUGAAGAAACAUGUGGUCUGGAAUUGACAUCAUUCAGUUCCUUGAUGAAAACAAAGUUGCAUGUCCUUCUAGUCUAAACGUAAUAUUAUGCCUUGGAGCAUAUGAUGGGGGAUAAAUCGCAGUUAUGAACUGCAUUCCACGUGCAUGAAGGCGAAUGAUUUUUCUGGAUGCCAUUGCCAUCUGAUCGAUGGUUUCGCCGCGGUCGUCGGGAGAAAUAUCAUCAAUGGUAGGGGAAAAGCAGGUAGGCUGAGGCGGGCAACCACACCAAGCGGCCGACCCAGGAAGGCAGCCCUGCAGCUCCGCCUCGUGCCACUCCCCAUCUCUAUGUUUGUGCCAGACCCAGCGCAAGGUAGAGGCAGGAGAGGAGGCCGGGAAGAGAAGCUGCAAGCUGAAGUGGAAGAAGAAGAUGAACCUGUAGAAGAGCUGAAAAAAGGACGUGGUAGAAAGAAGGAAGCGAAGCCUAAACAGUAUAAUGAUUACUACCUCGCCCAGCCGCGCAUCCAAGAUGUGACGCUUGCUAGAAAGCUGGUCAAGUAGGCCCUCGACUGCGAGUUUUAGCUGAUUGAUCCUGCACAUUAGCCUAAUUGUUACAAUAAACGGACUUACAACAAUGAUGCUUUCUAUAUUGAAUUUUUAUGUUCGACCUCACCAUUGCUUAGUUUCCUUUCCUGAUGCCAAGACACAAAGAAUUUGAGAUUCAAUUUAUCUUUUUUAGUUUUUACACUAGAGUGCUUCAUUUAUAUGUAUUACUGUAGACACAUGGGAAUCCUCAAGGUGUCAGGCUUGUUCUUAUUAUUGCUCAUGCAACCCUAAACUUCAGUUAAAUGUACUACUUCAGGUUUUAGUGUUUGGAUCAUCAGUACAAAACAGAGUUGAUGGUAUAUGUCAAUUCUGUAUUGGUUCUA